Molecule: messenger RNA, 2625 nt
Organism: Danio aesculapii
Lineage: Eukaryota; Metazoa; Chordata; Actinopteri; Cypriniformes; Danionidae
Gene: pde6c
Product: phosphodiesterase 6C, cGMP-specific, cone, alpha prime
Exons: 22
Coding region: 1-2559 (852 amino acids)
Biological process (GO): signal transduction; visual perception
Molecular function (GO): 3',5'-cyclic-nucleotide phosphodiesterase activity; protein binding
Source: RefSeq, a predicted model, not a curated record
AUGGCAGACAAGGAUAGCGUGGAGAAGUACUUGGAGAAUAACCCCCAGUUCGCCAGAGAGUAUUUUGACAGAAAGGUGCGAUGCGAGGUGAUCGCCGCUGCAUUCGAGGAGAAGCUGGAAAUCAAGGAUCCGGCUUCAUUCAAGGAUGUCAGCCAAGUGCAGGAGGCUGCCAUCCUCUUUGACAUGAUACAAGACAUGCAUUCACAGACCAUCAUGGAGAAGGCCAUGCACAAGGUCCUGCAGAGGAUAUGUUUGCUGGUCAACGCCGACCGAUGCAGCUAUUUCAUAUACCGGGCCAGAAACGGCAUCCCAGAGCUCGCUACAUGUCUUUUCGAUGUCACUCCUACAUCCAAAUACGAGGCCAACCUGGUGAACCCGCAGUCUGAGAUUGUGUUCCCCACUGACACUGGCAUAGUUGGCCAAAUAGUAACCACCAAAAAACCAGCCAAUGUUCCAGAUGUCAAACAGAAUCCCAGGUUCAGUGAUUUUGUGGACAAGCAGACGGGAUACACCACUAAAAACAUGUUGGCUGCUCCGCUCAUGCAGGGAAAAGACCCACUCGGUGUGGUCAUGGCAAUAAACAAGGUCGGAGCAAAUGAAUUCUCUAAAGAAGAUGAAGAUGUAUUCAGCAAGUACAUCAUUUUUGCCACAGUCAUCGCCCUGCAGCAUUACACUAACUACAUGUAUAAUGUGGAAUCUAGAAGAAGCCAGGUACUUUUGUGGUCUGCAAGCAAAGUGUUUGAAGAGCUGACGGACAUCGAGCGUCAGUUUCACAAGGCUCUGUACACCGUCAGGACCUACCUUCAGUGCGAGAGGUACUCGUGCGGCCUGCUGGACAUGACCAAAGAGAAGGAGUUCUACGAUGAGUGGCCGAUUAAACUGGGAGACGUGGAGCCAUAUAAAGGCCCGAAGACUCCCGAUGGCAGGGAGAUCAUCUUCUACAAGAUCAUCGAUUAUCUGCUGGAAGGCAAAGAAGAGAUCAAAGUUAUACCGAACCCUCCUGCAGACCACUGGGCACUGGUUAGCGGACUGCCCUCCUAUGUUGCUGAAAACGGCUUUAUCUGUAACAUGAUGAAUGUUGCUGCUGAUGAGUACUUCACAUUCCAGAAAGAAGCUGUGGACGAGACUGGUUUCGUCAUCAAAAACGUUCUGUCCCUUCCCAUUGUUAACAAGAAAGAAGAAAUUGUCGGUGUGGCCACUUUCUUCAAUCGAAAAGACGGCAAGCCAUUCGAAGAGCAGGAUGAACAGAUUACUGAAGCUCUAACGCAGUUUCUCGGAUGGUCCGUACUAAACUGCGACACGUAUGACAAACUGAACCGGAUGGAGUGGAGAAAAGAAAUUGCAGAAGAAAUGGUCUUGUAUCAGACCAAAGCCACUCCGGCUGAAGUCCAGCAGAUUCUGAACACAAAGGAGAAGUUUGACCAGAACCCAGAAGACUGCGAUCAGAAAGAAAUGUACAAACUCUUGAGAGCCAACAUUCCAGAGGCCAAAGAUGUCGAUCUGCUAGAAUUUAGUUUCAGUGACUUCCCUCUGACGGAAACCGAUCUCAUCAAGUGUGGCAUUCGCUGUUUCUUUGAACUGGGAGUGGUGGAGAAGUUCAAGGUGCCAGCAGAGGUCCUGACCAGAUGGAUGUACACGGUGCGCAAGGGCUACCGAGACAUCACCUACCAUAACUGGAGGCACGGCUUCAACGUGGGCCAGACCAUGUUCUGUCUUCUGCAGACCGGAAAGCUGAGAAGAUACUACACAGAUCUUGAUGCCUUCGCGAUGGUAGCGGCUGCAUUCUGUCAUGAUAUUGACCACAGGGGUACCAACAAUCUCUACCAGACAAAGAGCGCAUCACCUCUGGCCAAGCUUCACGGCUCCUCCAUCCUUGAAAGGCACCAUCUUCAAUACAGCAAGACUCUGAUGGCUGAAGAGAACGUUAACAUCUUUCAAAGUCUGCAGAAACGCCAGUUCGAGACGGUCCAGCAUUUGCAUGAUGUCUGCAUCAUUGCGACUGACCUGGCUUUGUAUUUCAAAAAAAGGACCAUGUUCCAGAAGAUCGUUGACGCCACCGAACCCAUGGCUAAAGAGGAGGAGAUGGUCGCCCACGUGGCCAACAAUCCCAUCAGGAAGGAAAUCAUUAUGGCAAUGAUGAUGACCGGAUGUGACUUGUCUGCCAUUACCAAGCCAUGGGAAGUCCAGAGCAAAGUGGCUCUCAUGGUGGCAGCUGAAUUCUGGGAACAGGGAGACCUGGAAAGGACUGUGCUAGACCAACAACCCAUUCCCAUGAUGGACAGAAACAAGUCAGAUGAACUUCCGAAGAUGCAGUGCGGUUUCAUUGACUUUGUGUGCUCGUUCGUGUACAAGGAAUUUUCUAGGUUCCACAAAGAAAUCACCCCCAUGUUUGAUGGCUUGAACAACAACAGAGUCCACUGGAAGGAACUGGCUGAUAUUUACCAAGCAAAAGUAGACGCUAUAGCCAAUGAGAAAAAGAGACUAGAAGAGGAGCAGGCUAAAAAGGGAGGUGAGGAAGGAGGAGAGGGAGGAAAGUCCAAAACCUGCACCAUCUUUUAAACCACCAGAAAUUGAAAGCCACAGAGGAGUCUGGGCCAGCUGGAAAACGCGAGAGGACGCUGAAAG